CUUUAUUUUGUAUAAUAAUAUACAGUUUUUGUUUCAGUUAUAUUCAUCAUUUUGUCCAAUAAUGUCCAAUCUAAGAUAAAAAGAAAGAGUGCUUUAUCUGCAAUGUCACGGUUUAAAUGUCACCGAGCGUCAUCAGUCAAGUUAUGAGUGACCGGUUUGCAAUGACAGCGUAAGAAGACAAUUCCGGAGACUUCAAGGAGGCUUGAAAAUUGCUCCAGGGGCAUCGAACGCGCGCCAGCAGAUGUUGAUCGCGCCCGCCACCACCCUCGGGGCUCGAAGGGACCAGCGAGGGACCCCCGGUGUCGCGCAACGACAAGUGUAACGUCAGGCAAGCAAGAGGGACUCAGGGAGAUUCAGGGGGACUCACGACUUGGCGCGAUGCAGCCACGCGAGUGGGCGGCGCGAUAUUCCCUCUUGCGCCUUGUCGUACCCUCGCGCGUUUUUUUAUAAUAUUCCCUCCGUUUGCGCCUCCUUUUCCAAGGAGAGGAGCGAUUUCGAAGGGCUUCUUCGCCGUGGAGGAGGGGAAAAAAUCUUGGUCCUCUUCGGUCCCGAGAGAUUCCUUAGCGGAGGAAAGCGUUGUCUCUCGCGCAGCUGAUAGUCUUCGGCGAGACGUUAGUGCGAAAGCGUCAACCUUCCCCCUUAUCGGUUUCGGAAGAAAUAUUGUUUUGCUCAUUUCGUUCACGUUGUUUCUUCAGAUUAAUUGUUUGUCGCGUGCGUGCGUGCAUCGCAAAGGAGUAUAAAGAGCGGAAAAGACCGACGCGAUAAGCGGGUCCGCGAUCGACGUGUACAUGUUGAUACGUUGAUAUCGAAGUAAGCCGCUUCUCUGACGUUAUUCUCCAAUUUUACUAUCAUCGACCGGAGGAAAGUGAGGCUAUCACAUAAUCGAAGAUAUAUUUCUCUGUCUUUGUGGUCACGAUAGUUUAAUAGAACGCGUGGGAUUAACUCGCUACUAAUGAGAGAAGUCGUAACAUCUUGGAGCGAUUAUUCUGCGUUUUCUUGAUGACGAAAGAAAGACCCAAGAUUUCAUUAUAUUGUGCUCUGUGUCUGACACCUCAUUUUCCUCUGGUGAUUAAAUCGAAUUAAGGGCUAGGAUUGCUAAAAAAAAGUUGAUUUUAUAAAAAUUGAAAGUCAGGAAAGAUGUUAUUUUUAAUUCGCGCAAUUGACCAAAAAUCGAAUAGUCACUCCUUUUAGUCUUGUUUAAAGAUUGAAAGUGUUUUUUAUAACAAUGUUGUAAGUGUGUUGUUAGUUUGAUGACUGCAGUGACUUUUAAAGAUAUGAUAUACAGUAAGUUGUAUGCUGCCGGUCGCAUCGAGCCCGGACCGACGAGCACGAGGGAAGAGAGGAUGCACCUCGAGGAUUAUCACGGCGAGAGAAGCGAGGAGGACGAUCAUCCUCGACGUCCCAUAUCCGGCCUGGACCAGGACGACUUCAUCGACGACAGCUCGCUGCCUGAUAUGGCGUCCUUGGUGACCAUGACCGGUAUAAGCAUCGACGACGCACAGCCUCAUUGCUGGAUCACGCAAAUGGAGAACGGUACCACCCUCUCUUCUCCGUUGGACCCACAGGAGUAUCUCGACUGGGACCAGGUGCCCGUUGUCUUUCAGUAUCCCUCCCAGUAUCCCAACACCGGAAGCGGAUCACCCGGGAGCACCUGCAGCGAAGCGACCACGCCAACCUGGAGCAACGCGCUGACGACGACGGAUCACGGCGAGGAUCAUAAAUCAGAUUGUCAGAAGCUACCGUCGAUGGGCUCGGCCUUCUCCUUCUCGCGCACCUUCUGCAACGCGAUCUACCCGGAAUACGGAACGGAGUCGCAUAGCGGUCAUCAGGAUUAUCAAGAGGACUGCCAGGAGGACGUGGUGUCGUUGCUGAUGAGUAUACAGAACGAUAUCGCCGCUCAAAACUACGGGUCUCCCUCCUCGCAGAUGCCCUCUGUCGCCGAUGAAUUCGAUCUGAGUCUGAUCAGAGGCGAUCCGACGUCUUUGCUUAACGCCAUGGAUUCGCCGUCGUCGUCGUCGUCGUCAGCGACCUGUCUCACGCCCGACGAUCAGCAAGAAUCAUCAUUCCAGAACUUCGAUCCGCCGUAUUACGCGGUCGGCCACCUCGUUUCCUCGCAGCAGCAGCCGUCCGCGUUGUCGACGAUCAAUUUCGCCGGCGGCGCGACAGACAGUUUCGGUAAUCAAGUGAUACUACCAAGGAACGAGGGUCUGCUGUUCGGCAAUCAGCGGGUCGCCGGGUCAAAAGUCACGGAAAACGAGAAGAGUGAUAAGUCGUACGAUUGCGCGAAACCAGCGGAAGGGAACUUGCUCGCGUCGGCUUAUCAAUGUCAUUGGAUCGACUGCGGCUGUGCGUUCGCGGAGCAAGAGGGUUUGGUGCGACAUAUCGAGAGGCGGCACGUGGAAUCGUCCUCGACGAACGCGCACGGUCAUGGCAGACGGAUGCAGCGGAUGGACCGAGAGAAGGAGCGCGAAGGCAAGGAUGCAGGGGAAGGUCUUCCCGCGUCGAAUCGCGAGGACGAAUUCGCCUGUCUUUGGCAAGGCUGUCCGCGCGCGCGACCCUUCAACGCGAGAUACAAGUUGCUCAUUCACAUGAGGGUUCACACGCAGGAGAAGCCGAACAAAUGUCCGUUUGUUGGUUGUAAGAAGGCGUUUAGUCGUCUGGAGAACUUAAAAAUUCAUCAGCGAUCGCAUACAGGCGAGAGACCUUAUGCAUGUCAACACAAUGGUUGCUUGAAGGCAUUUAGCAACAGCAGCGAUCGGGCUAAGCAUCAAAGAACACACUAUGAUAGAAAACCAUAUGCUUGCCAAGUAAGCGGCUGCGGCAAACGUUAUACGGAUCCAUCGAGCCUUAGGAAGCACUUGAAAAAUCAUACAGAGAAUUCUAAUACAUUAUCCAGUUUGUUGUCGGAUAAAGUAUCAACGACAAACAAUGCAAAAGGACAUCCAUUAAAUUCGACGAUUCCUUGCCGACAACGUCAAAGCGCAUCUAUCUUCGAUGAAACGAAUCAUCCAUCAUAUAAGCUGUCUAAAAUUUAUAUUAAAGAUGAAGAUACGAAUAUGUGUCAUCCGAAUAGAAUCUCCAUAAACUUUGAUAGUAACCAGCAAGAAUACGUGCCGAUCGAAUCGAUUCGUCAUCUUCUUAUCAACGAUAUCAACAAUACGCAAAGCGAAAAUACAGGAUACUGCGCGUCCGCGGAGGACGAUAUCCCGGAUUUCCACAAUCUUGAUGCCGACAUCGAACGACAAUUCCAGGAGCUGAGUGCCUUUGACGACGCUAUUUUCAUCGACGGAUGAUUUUCCUCAGCGGGAGAAUCCUUUUUCUCACGAAGGCGAAACAGGGUAGAUGCUUCGGUGAAUGAACGGUAAGAAUACUUAUUCGAUUUGUCGAAAAAUCAUCAUCUCCAUAAAUUCAAGUCUUCAGUAUCAUUUAUGAUCAUUUAAUCAUUUUUAUUUUAUUUUUAAUAUUAAUAUUAAUUCAAAGAAUUGGAAAUGUCACAUCAUUAUAUGAAUAUUAUUAUUUUAAAGAACGUCAUAAUUUACAAUUUUAUUAAUUCGUAAUUUGCUGAUAUUGCUGAUAUACUCACUUUUGAAUAGAAUUAUUAUUUAUUUUACAUAUUAGAAAUAAGAGAUGAAUCAUUCACUCCCCGAUCAUUCACUGACGCAUUUGUCUUCUCGUCACGAUCUCAUUGUCGGCGAAUUGCAGUCUUUCCAAAGAUUAUUUUCUUUUUUUAUAAUCAUUUUUAUACAUAUUAGUCCGUUAUAUUUGACAAAUCGUAUAUAUUUUUGUACAUAGGUACUUAUAUAUGUAUAUUAUAAGAGAACAAUAUAUCAAUUUAUUUCAACCGAGUGAUUACUUGUCCCCGCACCUUCAACACGCGACUCGGUUCUAUCCUUUCUCCCUAAUUUUCCUUAAUUACUGCUGCAAACACUCGGUUUCUCUCCUGUCAAAUAUCGACAGACCAGUUUGGAGAAGCUGCUUAGCGCCUCGUUCUGAUUUUCCUUCGAAUAUACCUGUGUAUUGAUCAUCAAAUACAUUAUUAUUCCGUGUAAUUGUAACAGAGAAUUUAAUUCUUUAAUUUUUAUGUGUAACAUUUUUAAAUC
This is a messenger RNA of Nylanderia fulva, 4100 nucleotides long. RefSeq lists its product as uncharacterized. Gene Ontology annotation, biological process: regulation of transcription by RNA polymerase II. The record is from RefSeq and is a predicted model, not a curated record. Gene Ontology annotation, cellular component: nucleus. Gene Ontology annotation, molecular function: DNA-binding transcription factor activity, RNA polymerase II-specific; RNA polymerase II cis-regulatory region sequence-specific DNA binding. Lineage: Eukaryota; Metazoa; Arthropoda; Insecta; Hymenoptera; Formicidae.